AUGCCGAGUCGCGCCGCUAACUACAACUCGCAGUACCAUGACCGCCGCCGCCGCAGCGAGCGUGGCUAUGGACGGUGGGACCAUAGCAGAUAUUGGCAAUGGAGGAGUGAACACUGGGCAAGUACUUCGGCAGCAAGGAUGAACAUCAACCGAGCCGACAACCGUUACGGCGGCGCGGGCGAGAACUGGUACUACCGCGCAAUGCCCGGCCAGGCGGCCACGGAAAUGCACUACGCCACAUGUGGCAUGAUGAGCACGACGACGCCGACCUCUGAGCUGGUGCUGAUGCACGAUGCUUUCGGAUGGGCAGAAAGGCCUGGUUUUAUGAAUGUGCCAGCGGCCGCUCCCGCGUCUCCUUUGCCCCCGAGCAAUGAUGUUAAAAACAUCAUGGCCAAUAUGGCCCUCCUACGGGGCAUGGGGCCGGAGCAAGCGGCCAGAAUCUUAAAGGCUACAGCGGCCAUGCAGGGACCCUAUGAAGAUUGA
Molecule: messenger RNA, 483 nt
Organism: Symbiodinium necroappetens
Lineage: Eukaryota; Dinophyceae; Suessiales; Symbiodiniaceae
Source: the annotation of a GenBank genome assembly